Molecule: messenger RNA, 1371 nt
Organism: Funneliformis geosporum
Lineage: Eukaryota; Fungi; Glomeromycota; Glomeromycetes; Glomerales; Glomeraceae
Source: the annotation of a GenBank genome assembly
AUGCAAUCUCCCUUUGAACAACAAUCAUUUUUUCUAACAAAUAUUCCACCAUUAGAUUUGAACGUGUCAGAUACUAAUGCAAUGUCAAAAUCAAAAAAUAUGGCGCCUCAGAAUGGUCACUCUUCCCCUUCUAUUAACACAAUUAUAACAGGAUCUACUUCACAACUCUUAUCACCUCCACCUGUUGAUUUUUUAUCUUCCACACCACCGAGCAUAACUCGUGUUUUAACAUACUCUUCACCAUUCAUACACUUGUUUUCGUAUCUUUUAUCGCUUAUGACCUGGUCUACUGGAAAUCCUUCUGAAUCUUGUUUAUUAGUAGCUGCUUGGUGGACGGUUUGUCAAUAUCCAACAGAAAUUAUAAUAUAUGGAACACAUUUAUUUAUAUUAACAUGGAUAGGUUUGAAGUGGGUUGAAAAGGUUAAAAGUGAAAGACUUGGUAAACCAAGUUCAGCUUCAAAAUCCACCUCACAACUUGAUUUGAAUAAAACAGUUUUAGAGAUACACAAGAUCUCCGAUAAACUUUCAUCAUUUCACGCUUUUAUCAAUUCAAUUCGUUCACAUAUUGAUUGGACGGAUUCUACAAAAACUCAAAAGGUUGUGAGAGGAUUAAUCUAUUCAUAUCCAGUUUGGAUAAUCUUUGCAUACUCCGUUUCAUUAACAUGGGUAUUCAUCAUUAUUGGAACAUUUGGAUUGGUAUGGCAUAGUCCAUGGUUUAAAUUUAUUCGAUACGUUCUUAUGCAAUCUGAUUUAUUCCGUGGUAUUAUUAGUUUAUUAUUUGGUUACGUCUGGGGAGGGAAUAUAUUAAAACAGGGGGAAAGAGGAUUCUCCGUCGGAGCUUUGAUUCGUAAAGCAAAGGAACAACAAUCGAAACUUGUGGGUAAAAAAGUUGAAGAAAAUAGAACUUCCACAGAUUUGAUAUUUAGAUUUGUUUUAUAUGAGAAUCAACGUUGGUGGUUAGGUUUAGAUUGGACCACAAAUUUAUUCCUUAAUGAAAGACCUGCUUGGUCAGAUGAAUAUAAUGAACCAACAAGCCCUAACAAUUCAUUUCAAUUACCACCUCCAUCGACAGAAAUACUUGAAGAACCAAACAGCGGUUUUAGAAGAUAUACUCGAAGAAGAAAAUGGGUUAGGGCAGCUAGGUUGGUUGAAACGAUUGAAAAAAUUGAUAAAAAUAACGAUGAUCAAGUUACAAAUGGAAUCAACGAUGAUGAUAAUGACAAAGUUAUAGGAACAUCAAAGGAUUUUGAAAUUCCAAAUGAAAGUUCAAGCAACAGCAAAUCUUUACCUUAUAUUCAAAGAAAACCAAAUGGUAAAUUUGACGUUGAUGCUAUUUCAAAAACGAAUGGAAAUUCGAAUAAUUAUAUUUAA